Molecule: messenger RNA, 1305 nt
Organism: Leptosia nina
Lineage: Eukaryota; Metazoa; Arthropoda; Insecta; Lepidoptera; Pieridae
Source: the annotation of a GenBank genome assembly
AUGGCUCACAGGAUAGUAAUUUUAUUAGGAUUUUUUACACUGUGCUGGCGCGUUGGCUGUGGAGAAAGUAACAAAUACAAUGAAUACACAUUAAUACGACUACAGCCCUCAUCAGAUUUACACAUUGAAGCCAUCCAGAACAUAGAAAAACGUUUUCCAGAUUUAGAAGUUCUGAAAAGGAGUAGAAGUUACAAUGAUACUACAGAUAUACUGGUACCUAAAAAUCAACUAAGUCCCCUGCGAGACUUAGUCAAAAAGGAAGAGAUUUUUUAUGACGUGAAAGAAAACUAUGGCCGAUCGUUCGAGGCAAUAAAUAGGACACCCAGAAGACGAGUGUUUCGAAGUUUUAAUAUUUUUGAAUAUCACUCGUAUAUAGCGAUACAAGAGCACUUAGAAUCUCUAGCGAAGAGACAUCCAGACCUCAUGAAGCUUCAAACUCUCGGCAUGAGUUAUCAGGGCAGAAGAAUGAAGUUAGCGAAAAUCUCGUCGAAUCCCAACGCUGGGAAUCCAAUCGUUUUCAUCGAUGCUGGUAUACAUGCUCGCGAAUGGGUGGCGCCAGCUAUGGCCAUGUACCUCAUCCACAGGUUGGUCAGUGACCCCGAUGCUCGUCGCGAGCUGAACGGAGUGGAUUGGUACAUACUACCUGUCGUCAACCCUGACGGAUAUGAGUUUACACGUACGAACCAAGUGAAUCGUUUAUGGAGAAAGACUCGAUCUAAGAACGGGUUGCUAGACUGCUUCGGUGUCGAUGGCAACCGAAACUACGGCUUCAAAUGGGCAGUCAGUGGGGUAUCUAAAAACCCCUGCGACAAAGAAACUUACGCCGGGCCCAAACCUUUCUCCGAGCCUGAAACGCAAAUGGUGCGUAACGUCAUGAUGGAAUAUGGAAAAAGGAUCAAAUUAUACGUCUCCUUGCACUCUUAUGGACAAUAUCUGGUUUAUCCUUGGGGAUAUACUGGCGAUUUCUUGCCAAAAGAAUGGCAAAAGCUGGAUACAUUGGCGAGGAUGGUAUCAGAAGCUGUGGAAUCGGCUGGUGGGAAACCUUUCAGGGUAAUGAGUGCUGGAAAGUGGUAUCCAGCUGCUGGUGGUAGCGAUGAUUUUGCGUUCGGUGUAAUCGGCGUCCCCUACUCCUACACCAUGGAACUCACUGAUGGUUACGAAUUCCUGUUCCCAGAGAGACUUUUGCACACGGUUCUACCACAGUUCUACGAAGGUUUUAAAGUUUUCGGUGCCCAAAUAAGAAGUGAAUUCGCCCCAUCUAGACAUAAAAAAGACUUCCCAACUUCGGAGAGCCGUAAAUUGUAA